Polypterus senegalus (gray bichir) is the source of this 2901-nucleotide messenger RNA. It is a transcript of the gene zbtb47b, whose product is annotated as zinc finger and BTB domain containing 47b. Gene Ontology annotation, cellular component: nucleus. The transcript has 7 exons. Gene Ontology annotation, molecular function: protein binding; RNA polymerase II cis-regulatory region sequence-specific DNA binding; DNA-binding transcription factor activity, RNA polymerase II-specific. Bases 306 to 2576 code for a protein of 756 amino acids. Gene Ontology annotation, biological process: regulation of transcription by RNA polymerase II. The record is from RefSeq and is a predicted model, not a curated record. Lineage: Eukaryota; Metazoa; Chordata; Cladistia; Polypteriformes; Polypteridae.
GCUCCAAUCACCGGUCCCUUCUGCAAAGGCAGUCUCUGCAUUUUUGCCUUUUCCUAAACGCUAACAUGGCGAAAAAAAGACAGAUGUAAAGGCGAUGCAAAAUUAACAGUCAUAUAACAAGGAAGGAAAGAGAACCAGAAGAAAUGUAACAAUACAGAGCACGAGCCUUUUUCAUGGAGAAUCACGGCCGCGAGCGAAAGGAUGAGAAGCGGGACUCCUUUACUCCAGGACACCUUGGAUCAAAAUGGUACCUGACUCCCAGGUAAUCAAGGCUUGAGCUGGGAGAACUUUGUGCCUGACAAAAGAUGCCGAUGGGGAGGUGUGAAGGAUUUAAGCUAAUAGUGGAAAAGACAGCUGAUUACCCUUCCACUGAGUACUCACUGGUGGAGGAUGUCGCCCUCCACUUCACUUGUUUGAUGGACAGACUCAAUGAGCAACGCCUGUUUCAGCCAGAUCUCUGCGACGUGGACAUUGUCCUGGUGCGACAAAAGAAUACCUUUCCUGCUCACAAAGGGGUUCUUGCAGCCUAUAGCCAGUUCUUCCAGUCCCUCUUUACCCAGAAUAAGCAGCUUCAGAGGGUGGAGCUUUCACUGGAAGCAUUAACACCACAAGGUCUCCAGCAAAUUCUCAAUUUCAUCUAUACUUCCAAGCUUCUGGUGAAUUCCUGCAAUGUGCAGGAUGUAUUAAACGCUGCUGCAGUCUUUCAGAUGAAUGAUAUUGCUAGUUCUUGUCAAGAACUUAUUAACAAUCGGUCAUUAAACCUGACCAGCUCAAGUGAUAUGUCCUCACAAGACAAUCGAGGAAAGUCUGUUUCUUCUCAGUUUUACAGAGAAAUUAAGCAAGAGCUUGACCCUCCAAUUACCAAGAUCUAUGCCAGGGAAGGCAAUAAUCCGUACUCUGUAAGAGUUGAGGACAACACUGAUAAGCAGCACCAUUCUGCUGCCCAGCAAAAGCAGUAUUUCAAAAAAGAAGAAGGUGACGGACAAGAGGUAUGCAAAAUCGAGGGGGCUGCUGAAGAGUCUGAAGACUCUGACAGUCAUGGUUCUUUUAAUAGGGAGCAAAUCAUUGUGGAGGUCAACCUCAACAACCAAACUUUGAAUGUGUCCAAAGGGAUGGAAGGUAAAGCUCCUUCCACAGAAGCUACAGCAAUGUUGAGUCGAUGUCACACUAAGCAAAACAUUUCGGAAGAAGAGGAAGAGGAAGAAGAGGAGGAAGAAGAUGAAGAAGAGGAUGAGGUGGAAGAAGACAAUGAUGACAAUGAGAAUGAUGAUGCAAAUGUUGGGGAGGAUGCUGAAGAUGAUCAGACUGAAGAGGAGGAUUUGGUAGAGUCAAGUGAGGAGGAGGAAGAGGAAGAGGAGGAGGAAGAAGAGGAAGAGGAGGAGGAAGAAGAGGAGGAGGAGGAAGAUAAUAAUAACAACAACAACAUUCCAGAACUGAAGAAGGAUAAAAUAGAAAGACCCCAAAGGAGAACCAGAGUUUCUGGGGAUUCCACAGCUACAGUUUCACCCAAGCUGUUGGAAAGUGGUAGUAAAGCUAAGAAAGGGCGCAGGAAGAAAAAGUCCCCAGGAAACUUGGGCCCCAAAGUGAAACUGGAAGAAAAACAGAAUUUUCCUUGUAAGAAAUGCCCAAGGAUUUUCAAUAACCGUUGGUACCUGGAGAAACACAUGAAUGUCACACAUAGUAGGAUGCAGAUCUGUGACAAGUGUGGCAAAAGGUUUCUUUUGGAAAGUGAACUCUUGCUGCACCAUCAGACGGACUGUGAGAAAAAUAUCCAGUGUGUCACCUGUGGGAAGGUGUUCAAGAAGCUCUGGUCUCUACAUGAACACAACAAAAUUGUCCAUGGCUAUGCAGAAAAGAAAUUCUCAUGUGAAAUUUGUGAAAAGAAGUUCUACACAAUGGCACAUGUCAGAAAACAUAUGGUUGCUCACACAAAGGACAUGCCAUUUACUUGUGAAACAUGUGGGAAGUCCUUUAAGCGCAGUAUGUCUUUGAAGGUUCACUCACUUCAGCACUCUGGAGAGAAGCCUUUUAAAUGUGAGAACUGCAGUGAACGCUUCCAGUACAAAUACCAGCUGCGCUCGCACAUGAGCAUUCACAUUGGACACAAGCAGUUCAUGUGCCAGUGGUGUGGAAAGGACUUCAACAUGAAGCAGUAUUUUGAUGAGCACAUGAAGACACACACUGGAGAGAAGCCAUAUAUCUGUGAAAUAUGUGGCAAGAGCUUCACCAGUAGACCCAACAUGAAGCGCCACCGGCGGACACACACAGGAGAGAAGCCGUACCCUUGUGAUGUAUGUGGCCAGCGUUUCCGUUUCUCCAACAUGCUGAAGGCCCACAAAGAGAAGUGCUUCCGGCUUAGCAACCCUGCUGAUGGGAAUCCCAUGGGCCUGUCUCCAUCUUGCCAGAGCCCCAAUUCCAUUGUAGGCAUCAAUCCAAACACAAUCACUGCUGGUGUACCUUCUCACCCUGCUUCCCUGCCACUUCCCUUACUUCAUCCCAUGGCUACGAUACCUUCUACCCCACAUCUGCCCCCUCCACCCCCUCUGUUCCCAGCCGGGAGAAUAAACAACAACUAAGCUAGUGACACACACAAAUGUAUAGGUAUCGUAUCUGAAUAUAUGAUGCAAGCUGGGUAUGAAAAACCUGCAUUUAUUCUGGGAGACUGUCAGUGGCUGAUGCCCAGGGUGGGUGGUUAGUACUGUAGGGCUUAGACUGAUUUGGCCUCCCAACAAAGCGACAGACUUUCUCAUGCAAGUCUAAUAGCUGUGUUUAUGGAAAUUCUGUUAUCAGGCACUUUUUUUCAUUUUGUACACUGUUUGUCUAUAUGUAUGCAUUUUUAAUUACAUAGAGACCUCUUUAUCUGGAAAUAAAAAGACAAAACUUCUUUGGAGUUUCAUCUUA